CCCCCUGGCACUUGUUAGCUGGCAUUUCAGUUGUGUGAAACACUGACUCAUUGCUGUCAAUAUGGCAAGUCUUUUCACCGUCGUGGCCAUGCUGGCUGUGUUGUCCGGUGGGUUGUGUGAGGAGAAAACCUUUCUGCAGCGAGCUGGUGUGGCCUUUAGCAGCAGACAGUACAGAUCUUUGCUUACUGUGAGCAACGGAGAGCAGUUUGGAAACUGGACCUGGCCAGAGAUGUGUCCUGACAAGUUCUUUGCUGUUGGCUUCAGUCUCAGGGUGGAGCCUAACCAGUACGCGGUGGAUGACACCGCUCUGAAUGGGAUCCGCCUCAUCUGCGCCAAAGACGGAAACCGAAGCUUCGUGUACUCUGUUGAAUCCCACACUGGCUACUUCGGUGACUGGUCCCACCCCCAGUACUGCCCCAGUGGCGUGCUCACCGCUUUCCAGAUCCGCGUGGAACCCCAUCAGGGUCUGUUCGGCGACGACACGGCCGUCAACAACAUCAAGUUCCGCUGCAGCAGCAAUCCGACGCUGGAGGGGACCGGCAUGGACUGGGGAGAGUACGGCUACUGGAGCGAGGAGUGUCACGGCGGAGGAAUCUGUGGCAUCGAGACCAAGAUGGAGCAAUACCAGUACGGCCUGGACGACUCCAGCCUCAACGAUGUGCGCUUCCAUUGCUGUGCCAAGCCUCAGCAGUGAUCGGCAGGUGAACAUCAAGCAGGCCUGAGCAGUUUGAUCCAGUCCGUCUCCAACGCCAUCAACGCUGACCAAUAAUAAAACUAUCAUCUGAAA
This is a messenger RNA of Sebastes umbrosus (honeycomb rockfish), 787 nucleotides long. RefSeq names its product vitelline membrane outer layer protein 1 homolog. Lineage: Eukaryota; Metazoa; Chordata; Actinopteri; Perciformes; Sebastidae. The record is from RefSeq and is a predicted model, not a curated record. Bases 62 to 694 code for a protein of 210 amino acids. The transcript is spliced from 4 exons.